Messenger RNA from Gryllus bimaculatus (two-spotted cricket), 249 nucleotides. The record is from the annotation of a GenBank genome assembly. Lineage: Eukaryota; Metazoa; Arthropoda; Insecta; Orthoptera; Gryllidae.
AUGGUUGACAUGUCCGGACAAAGUAGUGCUGCUUUCGGCAGGGUUACUGGUAGCGGCUUCCGGAACGACUAUUUUGCUACAGACGAAAAAGGAGAAUGUAAAAUCGCCACCAAACCGGCUACAGAAACACUCGUGUCAGCAGGAAGACAUAGUCGAAUCGCCGAUCAUUGGUGGGAAAUUGGCAAGGCAAAUGUGCAGUGUUCGGUGAUGGUAGACGACGAGAACCAAAGUCAAUUGUUCCUUUUAUAA